Molecule: messenger RNA, 4485 nt
Organism: Fraxinus pennsylvanica
Lineage: Eukaryota; Viridiplantae; Streptophyta; Magnoliopsida; Lamiales; Oleaceae
Source: the annotation of a GenBank genome assembly
AUGCCGAUGAGUAGGUAUGAGAUAAGGAAUGAGUACAGCUUGGCUGAUUCAGAGCUGUACAGAGCCGCUGAUAAGGAUGAUCCUGAGGCUCUGCUUGAAGGCGUUGCCAUGGCUGGCCUAGUCGGCGUUCUCCGCCAGCUCGGUGACCUUGCUGAGUUUGCUGCUGAAAUUUUCCGUGAUCUUCAUGAAGAAGUGAUGGUGACUGCUGCCAGAGGCCAUGGCUUAAUGGUUCGCGUUCAACAGCUCGAGGCUGAUGUUCCUUUGAUCGAGAAGGCAUUUCUCUCCCAGACCAAUCAUUCUUCAUUCUUCUAUAAUUCUGGUGUUGAUUGGCAUCCUAAUCAAAAGAUGGACCAGAAUCUAAUCACACAGGGGGAUUUACCUCGAUUUAUAAUGGAUUCCUAUGAAGAAUGCAGGGGCCCACCUCGCUUGUUCCUCCUAGACAAGUUUGAUGUUGCUGGUGCUGGGGCAUGUUUAAAACGUUAUACUGAUCCUUCAUCCUUUAAAAUAGAAGCACUGUCCUCAGGCAUGACAAGCACAGAUGUUCUGAGGGAAAAGAAAACCCGCAAAGCUAAGAAGAAAGGGCCACGCUGGAGGAAUGGAGAAACCCCUGAGGUUGUUUUACCGACAGCACAUGCCAAGCUCCAUCAAUUGUUUCUUGAGGAGCAUGUUGAGAAUGGUGUUAGUAAUCCUGCGCGUCGAGUGAAAUUGAAAAGGAAGCUGAAUGGAUUUCCAUUUAACUUGAAAACUGGGAAGAGCUACAUGGAGAAGCUGUUGAAUACCUCUUCCCCAGAACACAAAGUGGUUCAUGAAGUCUCUGUUAGAUCAUCCCCACUGAAAUUACAUACAAAUGAACCUAAUGAAACUGGGCCUAAAUUGCUUGAAGACAGACCAGUGAGUCCUGACACAGAGAGCGUGGGAAGAGGGAGAAGUCCUCCAUCAUCUCCAGAUAGAGAGGGGCCUAUGCUACAACCAUCCGUAUAUGAGCCAAAUGAGAUUUCCACAGAUGAUAGAAUCUCACAGUUGUCCAUACCAAAUCCUAGUUAUGAAGCAGAUGACAGUUCGUUCGCUAUUCACAGGGUGACUAGUGAAAAGGAUAUAUCAGUUGAUGAAGAAAGCAAAACAGAAGGCAGUUUAGAUGGUUACCAAUCUGAUGAUAUUGCUAGUGAGAGAGACAAUUAUGUAGAUGCACCUUCAACAAUGGAUUCAGAAAUGGAUACAGAUUCUGAACUAAGAGGCAAGAGUGAUUUGGUCUCCUUGAAUAUCAAAAGGCAGCUGUCAAUUUCUGAUGCAAAUGAAGAGCAGCUUCAAGCUCAUUCUUCAGGUUCUCAAUCAGUUGCGACCUCCGCAUUAUCUGACGAUGGGAAAAAAGAGAUGUCUAGUUUUUCAUUAUCUGAUACUCCAAGCACUUCAGCUGAUAACUCUCCAUCAAAUAGUGAUGCUUCUGCUGAAGUUUUGUCGUCUACUAGUAUUUGUAAAACUGAUAUCGUCCAAAGAUCAUCCCACCAGGAAACUGAUCAUGGAGACGUUUUGGUGUCCCAGGAUUCAAAACCUGUUGUUACUGAUGAUACAUGUGUUGGCAGAUCUGAAAUCCCCGACCACACAGAUUUUGGGGAUCUGAUUUCUAGCUCCUGUGUGACUGAUGCAAUCCCCACUUCAGUACAUUUGGAUUCAGCAUCUGUUGUUGGAAAAGGUGCGUUCAGUCAGUCAGAUGAAAUGUCUUCUACUUAUAUUGAAAUCACUGGUGAGUUAAUACAUGCAGAACACGAUGGGACUAACAUGGUUACAAAUCUAUCUAAUAUUCCCAGUGCCCCUUCUGUAGCACUGCAGGUAGGAGACGAUUUCCCACCAAGACUAUCUGCUGAAAUGUGUGAGAAUGUACCCGGUGUAUCUAUGAUCUCUGAUGUUCAUCGUCAUACUAGAGAUAAUUCACUGGGAACAUCUACCGAAUACCUGAAUAGGAAUGAUUCAGAUAAGGAGGAUCUAAAUCUGCAUGAGAACAUAGAUGAUCAUUUAUAUAUGAUGUCUUCCAAAAACACAAUCCCAUGUAUAGUAGAUACGGACGUUCUGAAUUUACACAAAAACAGUAAAUCUGAACAUUCUUAUACUAGUUCUCUGUAUAGUGAUGGUUGCAUGCCUACUGUGUUCGAAGAAAAACACCUUGUGGAUGAGUUGGAUGAUGAGAAUCCGAAUGUAUUUUCUGAUGCUUCAAAUGAUUUAUCAUGCAUUUUGGAGGCUACUCCUGAGAAGGCGAAUGAUGAAAAUUCAUUGGAUAAUAUGGCUCAAACUGUUGGUGCGAAUGAUGAUCACACUUGCACUUUAGUUUACAAUUCGAUUUGUUCACCAAAUUUGGUUUCACCCCAUACAGAAGAGAAUUCUCUUUAUCUGCCCCAGAAAGACUUUGGGCCUCAUGAUGCUUGCGGUUUUGUUACUUCUGCUGAAGAGACAACAGGGACUGAAAUUCCAGUAGCUGAAAAUCCCAAAUCUUGUGACUCCCUAGGGUCACAGGGCUUGAGAAUAAGCAAUGAUGCUUACCCUCUUGAUUUAGCCGAAGUGGAAAGUUCACAUUGUAGUGAGGAAAAUCUUGAUGAGCCUUCGACAACAUCAAGUAGUCUAGAAGUGGAUGGAAUCAACCUGUGCACUGAUUUGAUUGAAAAGGAUGCUACUGAUAUUUCUCUCUCCCCCGAUCCUACAUCACUGAAUGGAGUUCAUGUACAGUUAGAUGAAAUGGAUUCUUUGGCAGAUCAAUCAGGUGCUGUAGUCCCGGCUACUACUGUUGCUGCCAGUGACAAUAAUAGUGAUGAGGAUGGUGUAGAAGUGGGUGGAAUCAACCCGUGCACUGAUUUCAUUGGAAAGGAUGCUACUGGUAUUACUGUCUCUCCGGAUCCUACAUCACUAAAUGAGGUUCAUGUACAGUUGGAUGAAAUGGAUUCUGAGGCAUAUCGAUCACAUGCUGUAGUCAUGGCUACUAAUGUUGCUGCCACUGACAAUAAUAGUAAUGAAGAUGUCAGCUCAUCUGUGGAUCUCAACAAGUUGCCUGAAGCAUCUAUUUGUUCUUCUGGGGAUUUAGAUCAGAAUGCAUUCGAGACUGAAACGAAAUGUCUGCCAGACAGUUGCAAGCAAUCUCGGUUAGCAAAGGAAGUUGGCCAACUAGAAGCUGCCAUGUCAAGUGCAGACUCAGUUUUGUGCAGCAUCCCUGUCGAUCAUGAUCAUCCCAAGUCAGAACUAUCUGUCACCAUUCCUAACUCCUUUCUUGACUUAAAAGUUGAAAACACUUCAGAUCUUAUCAAUGCUGCCCCAACUCAGCCAGCUUUGGAACAAUAUGGCUUAGCUAUGGAACAGGAAUCAUGCCGGCAAGGUGAUCUCAUAAAUCAUAUUGAAGAUUCUUCCACUUUACAUAUCCAUCAUGAUGCAGAAGAAACAAUUGUAGAAGAAAAGAUCAAGUUACUGCCCAAUCAAAGUUAUCAAGAAGAUUUUCCAGAUAAAGGUGAGGAAAACUUGCAGGUACCACAGUUGAAAACUUGCAGGUACCACAAUGAUCCUGAAGGAUCCAGCAAUGCUUCUUCUACAUGUUUACCGGUGAACAUUCAAAAUCAACUUUCUGUAUUGGAGCUUCCAGUACCAGGCAGCUAUGAUAUUAACAUGUCUGGAUAUUUUAAGGAUCCACUAAUUUUAACCGUUCCUCCUAUUAAUCUUCUUUCCGAGGCAAAUCUGAGCAAUUUGGAGGAAUCGCCUCCACUGCCACCUCUUCCUCCCGUCCACUGGAGGAUGGGCAAGCUUCAGCAUGCUUUUGCUCCAGAGAGAGUAGUAAAGCAACAUAAUGUUGGUCCAUUCUUAUCAUCAUUGCCAAUGGUUACUGACCAGAAUGCUCAGAAACAAAAUUUGCCAGUUUCAGCUGUGAAACGUGAGGAUUCACCUUCUUUUCAGGAAUAUUAUACAGUGGCCCCAGAAAUCAAUUCUAAGGAAGAGGUGGCCCUAGAAAUCAGUUCAAAGGAAGAGGUGGCCCCAGAAAUCAGUUCAAAGGAAGAGAAGGUUGUUAGCAGCUCUUCUAGUGUGGAGGCACACCCUACAAGGCCUGAAGCAGUUGAAUUUUUACCGAAAAUGCCUGUGCUUGUCAUGCCAUCUUCAGAGGGUGAAAACACAUCGCCACCUGUGGAAGAUGGAAUUGCAAACGGGAGUAGAUCAAUGAAGCAACCUAGACAUCGAAAUCCUCUGAUUGAUGCUGUUGUGGCUCGUGAUAAAAUCAAAUUGAGGAAAGUGACAGAACGUAUUAGGCCUAAGAUGCAGGAAGUUGAUGAAAGAGAUUCACUCUUGGAACAAAUACGGAGCAAGUCGUUCAACCUGAAACCUGCAGUAGCUAUUAGGCCUAGCGUUCAGGGUCCUAAAACCAAUCUUAAUGUUGCUGCAAUGUUGGAGAAAGCAAAUGCCAUUCGCCAGGCUUUUGUCGGAAGUGAUGACGAUGAUGAAGAUAGUUGGAGCGAUCCAUGA